This is a messenger RNA of Prunus mume (Japanese apricot), 834 nucleotides long. RefSeq lists its product as uncharacterized. NCBI's taxonomy places the organism in Eukaryota, Viridiplantae, Streptophyta, Magnoliopsida, Rosales, Rosaceae. The record is from RefSeq and is a predicted model, not a curated record.
AUGGAUGGAAUUAAACUGAGUAGGGGAGGCCCAACUCUAUCCCACUUAUUUAUUGCAGAUGACUCUUUAGUCUUUUUGAGAACCACUAACCAGAAGUGCCGAAGCUUCCUGAAUUUGCUUGAUGGGUACUGCACUCCAUCUGGACAACAGGUGAAUUACAGCAAAUCCUCCAUCUAUUUGUCUCCUAAUGCUUCCCCCGAGUUAGAAGCUGAAAUUGGGGUAGCUCUUCGGAUCAACCCAACCACCGAUCCCGGAGUUUCCCUUGGGAUCCCAGCAAUUCGGGGCAUAUCAAAAAAGGAUGCUCGAGGGUAUAUUUGCGACAAAAUUCAGAAGAUGGUACAUGGUUGUAAAGCCAGUUCUUUGACCAUGGCUGGUAGGGAAGUUCUAAUCAAAUCUGUGCCUCUUGCGAUACCUGCAUAUCUUCUGUCUUGUGUCAAAUUUCUCUCCUCCACUUGCAAAGCUAUUAAUGGGGAUUGGGGAUCGCAUGAUGACGGAGGGAACAAGAUUUAUUGGAAAAGCUGGGAGCAUCUUUGCCUUUCCAAGAGUGAUGCAGGUAUGGGCUUCAGGGACAUUGAGACUUUCAAUGUAGCCGUCCUCGCAAAGCAGUGCUGGAUACUCUGGAAUAAUCCGUAUGCCAUUUGGGCUGUUAUUGUGAAGAGUUGUUAUUAUUGGGCUUUCUCGAGUUUGGGCAAAAAGUCCCUUCCUGCCCAUUCUUCUCACCAGAUUGAUACUCAUGUGUGGAAAACAACUUGGAAAAUUGACGUGGUUCCAAAGAUAAGGAACUUCCUUUGGAGGGUAGUGUCAAAUGCCAUGAUCCAUCCCUACCAAAUUUAA